AUGUCGCUUUUUGGUUUUGAGAUUAUCCCUCUUACACCCGACGAGGAUGACAGCAGUUACAAUCAUACCAGUGACGAGCCCUCUGAAGAGAAUACAAUGCACUGCAACUGGAUCGACGAUAAUGAAUGUGUGGAAAACCUCUUCCAGAUCGUGCCUCUAAUGCCCGAGGAAUCAUGUAUCGAUGAAAACAACCAUAUUCAAACACACAUUAAGCUGUUUUUUGAGGAGCUUGGAUAUUUGACAGAGGAGCCUGAGCCUAUUGAUCCAACACGAGAUUAUGAUGCUGAAGCCCGACAAAUGCUAGAGGAGCGUGCACGUACUCGUCAAAAGCACAUUCACCUUUCCCGAUCACCAUCCCUAUGUUAUUCAGGAAUCUCAUCCAUAUCAUCCUCUCAUAAUGAAUACCAACACCUACAUGAUGUUCGAUCACCGCUUUAUAUGGGUCAAAUCGGCCAACAGCAACAGCAUCAUCAUACCGCUCAUGUGUCUUCUUCCUCCUCCAACAAUGCCGCAUCCCAUUACCUUUCCUUGUCAUCAUCGCCUGCACAACCCUAUUCACAUAAUCAACCAUCAUCACGCCUUCCUAGUUCUUGCGUACAGGCUCAUUUACAGCAUCAUUUGCAUCGUCCUCCACAACACAUUCCUCAUGUCUAA
Messenger RNA from Lichtheimia ornata, 654 nucleotides. RefSeq lists its product as uncharacterized. The record is from RefSeq and is a predicted model, not a curated record. Bases 1 to 654 code for a protein of 217 amino acids. Lineage: Eukaryota; Fungi; Mucoromycota; Mucoromycetes; Mucorales; Lichtheimiaceae. The transcript has a single exon.